Scomber scombrus (Atlantic mackerel) is the source of this 639-nucleotide messenger RNA. It is a transcript of the gene hspb11, whose product is annotated as heat shock protein, alpha-crystallin-related, b11. Lineage: Eukaryota; Metazoa; Chordata; Actinopteri; Scombriformes; Scombridae. The coding region runs from base 146 to 550 and encodes 134 amino acids. Gene Ontology annotation, cellular component: cilium; intraciliary transport particle B; centrosome. The record is from RefSeq and is a predicted model, not a curated record. The transcript has 5 exons. Gene Ontology annotation, biological process: intraciliary transport.
CUGCGACGCGGCGGUUGGCUUGGCAACGGCGGUGGUUGUCGACUUUAUCUACCUACAUGACCCAAUUACACGACAAAUCUGUGUCCAAACUGCGUUUAUUAUCCACAAAUAGGCAAAAUAGCCAUAGUCUGUGCCGAAUGUGAAGAUGAUCGAUUCCUCUCUAACUUCUCUGGGUGCAAAAGUUGUCGUCGCUACAUCCAGCGAUGAGAAUCACCCACCAGAAAACAUAAUUGACGGAAACACUACAACGUUUUGGAUGUCCACCGGGAUGUUUCCUCAAGAGUUCAUCAUUUGCUUUGCUGAACCCACGAUGAUUUCUGCAGUGACAGUGGACAGCUUCAAUGUCAAGCAUCUAAAGAUAGAAAAGAAUACUUCACAAAAUGCUUCUAACUUCGCGUUUGUUGGGGAGAAAGAACUUGAACAUACAGACGGACAUAUUCAGACCAAUGCUGUUUCACUAAAUGGAUCCAGUGCAACCCACCUUCGUUUUAUCAUCACCUCAGGAUAUGAUCACUUUGUCUCAGUGCACAGAGUCAGUGUACAGAAUUGACACAUUUGAAUAUUCCUAAUUAAAGCCCCAUGAUGUAUUUUUUGUAUAUACUAUAUGGCAUCAUUAUGUGCUCAGUCUGUUUUGAUAAG